Messenger RNA from Myiozetetes cayanensis, 765 nucleotides. RefSeq names its product E74 like ETS transcription factor 5 (gene ELF5). The record is from RefSeq and is a predicted model, not a curated record. Lineage: Eukaryota; Metazoa; Chordata; Aves; Passeriformes; Tyrannidae. Gene Ontology annotation, cellular component: nucleus. The transcript is spliced from 6 exons. Gene Ontology annotation, biological process: cell differentiation; regulation of transcription by RNA polymerase II. Gene Ontology annotation, molecular function: sequence-specific DNA binding; DNA-binding transcription factor activity, RNA polymerase II-specific.
AUGCUGGAGUCAGUAACUCAGAGCACAUUUCUGCCAAACACAAUGGUUUGCGAUCCCCUGAUGUCUUCGACAAGAUUAUUUGGGACAUCCGAAGAUGUCUCUACUGCCUGUGAUCAUCCUAAUUCUUUCUGGACAUUUAUCCACACAGAAUACUGGAGUGAGCACAACGUCUGUGAAUGGUUGCAGUUUUGCUGUGAUCAGUACAAAUUAGAUGCCAACUGCAUUUACUUUCCCCACUUUAAUAUCAAUGGCUUGCAGUUAUGCAACAUGACCCAGGAAGAGUUCCUAGAAGCUGCAGGCAUUUGUGGUGAAUUCUUGUAUUUCAUCUUACAGAAUAUCAGGAUGCAUGGUUAGCCUCACAAUCACACACAGACCAGGUAUGUCACUGUGAGCCAGAGGGAGGAAAGACUGCAGGAUACUUUGCCAUGCAUAAGAAGGCAUCUACUAAAUACCUGUCUUCCUCCUGUUCAAGACCUACAGAAUUCUCAUUUGUGGGAAUUUGUAAGGGAUUUGCUCCUUUCUCCUGAAGAAAACAGUGGUAUCCUGAAACGGGAAGACAGGAGACAAGGCAUUUUUCGUAUUGUUAAAUCAGAAGCUCUGGCAAAGAUGUGAGGACAGAGGAAGAAAAAUGACAGAAUGACAUACGAAAAAUUAAGCAGAGCUCUUCGUUACUAUUAUAAAACUGGCAUUUUGGAACGAGUGGACAGAAGGCUGGUGUACAAGUUUGGAAAGCAUGCCCAUGGAUGGCAGGAGAACAAGAUGUGA